Messenger RNA from Pecten maximus, 7885 nucleotides. RefSeq lists its product as uncharacterized. The transcript has 5 exons. Gene Ontology annotation, molecular function: protein binding. Gene Ontology annotation, biological process: signal transduction. Gene Ontology annotation, cellular component: extracellular matrix. The record is from RefSeq and is a predicted model, not a curated record. NCBI's taxonomy places the organism in Eukaryota, Metazoa, Mollusca, Bivalvia, Pectinida, Pectinidae. The coding region runs from base 1 to 5400 and encodes 1799 amino acids.
AUGGAGGAAAUACGGGCUUCAACUUACCUUACCAUCGUCUGUUUGGCAUUCGUCACGUGGGGUUGUGUAGUGGGAAUCCAAUUCUGUCCAAAAGAAUUACCCACAAAAUGUUUCUGCAAUAAAGCUCUUACCAGCGUUAAUUGCGAGGGAUUACAUCUAUAUGAUAUACCAGCUGGCAUACCCAAUUCUACCGAAAAACUGUAUCUGACCCAUAACUUAAUAGACGUACUAAAUAGCCAACUCUUUGGUUUUCUGCCAAAUCUCAAGGAGCUAUAUCUCCAAAACAACAAGAUUAUAAAGCUCCAAAAGUAUGCCUUUCAUGGACAGUAUACUCCCAAUAUAAAUUUGCUUCGUUUGGACAACAAUGCCAUCACUUCUCUGGACAGGUGGUCGUUCUAUAACCUAACAACUCUCGAGACACUAUACCUCGGAAAUAACUAUAUCAAUGUAAUUGAUGAGAACGCUUUUGUCGGAUGCACCAGUGUCGCGUUUGUUGUUCUGGACAGUAACAAACUGACUAAGGUUCCCCCACUGGGGGCACUUCGCGGACUACAAAGUCUUUAUAUCCAAGCCAACGUCAUCAACAAUUCCACUAUUCCUGUCCAGUACAGGAAUCUCACUCAACUGAAGAACAUUGGUCUCAGCAACAACUUCAUCACUACCCUAGAAAACAAAACGUUUGAAGCUUUGGACACAACAAGCGUCAUCAAGCUAGAAUUGUCAAGAAACAACAUCAACAAUAUAUCUCGCCAUGCUUUUGCUCCACUGAAUAAGAUUCAGUCUCUGAAGCUAGGCAGAAAUCCAAUAACGGCUUCAGUACUUGAAAGUGCACUCGUUGGUCUGCAAGGAAAACCUCUUCGUUCCUUGAAUAUCGCUAACUUGACACUGGAAGGAUUUAUCCCCAAUGCAACUUUCCAACUUCUCCGAAACACAACGAUCAACACUUUAAUUAUGUCAAACAAUAAGAUUCGGCAUAUUCCUAGCAGAGCUUUUGCAGAUUUAGAAAAUUUACAAUUAAUCGACCUCAGCAGCAGUGGUAUAACUUCAGUAGCCGAUACAGCCUUUGCUGGUCUGAAAACUUUGACUAAUCUCAAACUGAACGAUAAUUUUCUAGAUAAUGUUCCAAAAAACUUGCCAUCUACUUUGGCUAUUCUAUAUCUAAACGGAAACCGAAUCAGCUCUCUCCCAGACGACAUAUUUCGCGAUCUCACCAGCCUUCAAACAUUAUACCUGGGAGCAAACAUUAUUGUGACACUCUACCAGUCUUCCUUUAGCGGGUUGAUCAAUCUGAAAAUAUUGCAUCUCGUCCAAAAUAAGAUCGGUACCUUACCAGGGAGAGUAUUUCAGCCCUUGACGCGUCUGGUAUCUUUGGAGUUGAACGAAAACAACAUAAAGAGCAUUCCUGAUCAGUCCUCCCUAUUCGAAUCAUUGAACGCACUUCAGUAUCUCAAUCUGGCCGACAACGCACUCGUUACAAUGCUCAACUCCUUGUUUAACCAAUUGCCGUCACUCCAACAUUUCCACUUAGAGAACAAUAACAUCGGAAAUGUCAUGGACAUAGACAGGGAGGGGAAACUCUUCGCGGGGCUUCAUAAUCUACAAACUCUUGAUCUGUCUAAUAACCAGAUACAAACAAUCCACGACUCCAGUUUUCGUGAUCUUAUUAAGCUUCAACAGUUAAAUCUCCGUCAGAACCGUGUCUCUGGAUGGGGUCCGCAUCUUUUUAACAAGAUAACCAAACUGUACAAUCUCGAUCUCAGUCACAAUAUGAUAGCAUUGGUUAACAAGACUUCUGUUCAAGAUUUAGGGAAUCUUCUGUCAUUAAAUCUUACGGACAACCCAUUUGCUUGUACCUGUGACCUACGUUGGUUCAGAGACUGGAUAAAUACGACGGACAUCGAUAUUCCUGGGCUGCAUUCAUACAUCUGUAACAGCCCUGUGUCUUGGCGUGGAAAGAAACUCUUGUCAUUUGACCGGACAAAAAUUAACUGUCUAUUCUUCACUUUGCCUGUGCUAUUAGCCAUGGUGGGGGUGGCUGUGGUAGUCGUGAUCUUCAUAAUCAUUUGUCUUUAUCGAAAGAGAUGGUUUAUCCGACUUAGAUGCCAUCAUAUGUGCAGACGUGUUCGAAGAAAACUGAAGGGUCCAGCAAACUAUGAACCAAUCCCGGGCAGGGACCAUACGUAUGAUGCUUAUCUAUCUUGUGCAGAAACUGACUGGAGAUGGGUGCUGGAGAACUUCUUGGAAGGCAUUGAUAAUGGAAAGCUGAACGACGAAAAGCAGUGCGGUGGUGAUUUUAAACUUUAUUUUGAUCAGAGAGAUGCCGCACCUGGGAAGUUAAACAUGGGCGAUGUCGUAGAGAACAUGACAGCAAGCAGAAAGGUAAUAAUCAUCCUAAGUAAUAACUACAUAUCUGACCUAAGGUAUGAGUACGAACUCGAUUAUAUAAUCAUGUUGAAGGCAGAAAGUCAUAUAGAAGAUUACAUCGUCGUGGCAAGUGAGUAUCUGAAAGUGAAACGGGUGCCGAAGAUUCUGCACCCGAUAAUGAGGAGCGAGAGGUACCUCCAGUGGGACGAUGGUGAUGAUGCAGUACAGACAAUUAAGGGGAAAGUGAAGGACUUCUUGGAGAAGCGUGAUUACAUUGGGGUCCUUAUCUACCGUAAGGAUUCUAAAGUGGUAGUUGAGAAGAUCGUGUCACCACAGAUACCCUUGUCCGCGACCAGACGACAAAGAUCUGCUUCGGUGCAAAUCAUGGAGAUGCGAGCUUCAACUUACCUUAUCAUCGUCUGUUUGGCAUUCGUCAAGUGGGGUUGUGUAGUGGGAAUCCAAUUCAACAAGUACUGUCCAAAAGAAUUACCCACAAAAUGUUUCUGCAAUAAAGCUCUUACCAGCGUUAAUUGCGAGGGAUUGCAUCUAUAUGAUAUACCAGCUGGCAUACCCAAUUCUACCGAAAAACUGUAUCUGACCCAUAACUUAAUAGACGUACUAAAUAGCCAACACUUUGGUUUUCUGCCAAAUCUCAAGGAGCUAUAUCUCCAAAACAACAAGAUUAUAAAGCUCCAACAGUAUGCCUUUCAUGGACAGUAUACUCCCAAUAUAAAUUUGGUUCGUUUGGACAACAAUGUCAUCACUUCUCUGGACAGGUGGUCGUUCUAUAACCUAACAAGUCUCGAGACGCUAUACCUCGGAAAUAAUUACAUCAAUGUAAUUGAUGAGAACGCUUUUGUCGGAUGCAACAGUGUCGCGUUUGUUGUUCUGGACAGUAACAAACUGACGAAGGUUCCCCCACUGGGGGCACUUCGCGGACUACAAAGUCUUUAUAUCCAAGCCAACGUCAUCAACAAUGCCACUAUUCCUGUCCAGUACAGGAAUCUCACUCAACUGAAGAACAUUGGUCUCAGCAACAACUUCAUCACUACCCUAGAAAACAAAACGUUUGAAGCUUUGGACACAACAAGCGUCAUCAAGCUAGAAUUGUCAAGAAACAACAUCAACAAUAUAUCUCGCCAUGCUUUUGCUCCACUGAAUAAUAUUCAGUCUCUGAAGCUAGGCAGAAAUCCAAUAACCGCUUCAGUACUUGAAAGUGCACUCGUUGGUCUGCAAGGAAAACCUCUUCGUUCCUUGAAUAUCGCUAACUUGACACUGGGAGGAUUUAUCCCCAAUGCAACUUUCCAACUUCUCCGAAACACAACGAUCAACACUUUAAUUAUGUCAAACAAUAAGAUUCGGCAUAUUCCUAGCAGAGCUUUUGCAGAUUUAGAAAAUUUACAAUUAAUCGACCUCAGCAGCAGUGGUAUAACUUCAGUAGCCGAUACAGCCUUUGCUGGUCUGAAAACUUUGACUAAUCUCAAACUGAACGAUAAUUUUCUAGAUAAUGUUCCAAAAAACUUGCCAUCUACUUUGGCUAUUCUAUAUCUAAACGGAAACCGAAUCAGCUCUCUCCCAGACGACAUAUUUCGCGAUCUCACCAGCCUUCAAACAUUAUACCUGGGAGCAAACAUUAUUGUGACACUCUACCAGUCUUCCUUUAGCGGGUUGAUCAAUCUGAAAAUAUUGCAUCUCGUCCAAAAUAAGAUCGGUACCUUACCAGGGAAAGUAUUUCAGCCCUUGACGCGUCUGGUAUCUUUGGAGUUGAACAAAAACAACAUAAAGAGCAUUCCUAAUCAGUCCUCCCUAUUCGACUCAUUGAACGCUCUUCAGUAUCUCAAUCUGGCCGACAACGCGCUCGGUAAGAUGCCCAGCACCUUGUUUAACCAAUUGCCGUCACUCCAACAUUUCCACUUAGAGAACAAUAACAUCGGAAAUGUCAUGGACAUAGACAGGGAGGGGAAACUCUUCGCGGGGCUUCAUAAUCUACAAACUCUUGAUCUGUCCAAUAACCAGAUACAAACAAUCCACGACUCCAGUUUUCGUGAUCUUAUUAAGCUUCAACAGUUAAAUAUCUGUCAGAACCGUGUCUCUGGAUGGGGUCCCCAUCUUUUUAACAAGAUGACCAAACUGUACAUUCUCGAUCUCAGUCACAAUAUGAUAGCAUUGGUUAACAAGACUUCUGUUCAUGAUUUAGGGAAUCUUAUGGCACUAAAUCUUACGGACAACCCAUUUGCUUGUACCUGUGAUCUACGUUGGUUCAGAGACUGGGUAAAUACGACGGACAUAGCCAUUCCUGGGCUACAUUCAUACAUCUGUAACAGCCCUGUGUCUUGGCGUGGAAAGAAACUCUUGUCAUUUGACCGGACAAAAAUUAACUGUCUAUUCUUCACUUUGCCUGUGCUAUUAGCCAUGGUGGGGGUGGCUGUGGUAGUCGUGAUCUUCAUAAUCAUUUGCCUGUAUCGAAAGAGAUGGUUUAUCCGACUUAGAUGCCAUCGUAUGUGCAGACGUGUUCGAAGAAAGGUGAAGGAUCCAGCAAACUAUGAACCCAUCCCGGGCAGGGACCAUACGUAUGAUGCUUAUCUAUCUUGUGCAGAAACUGACUGGAAAUGGGUGCUGGAGAACUUCUUGGAAGGCAUUGAUAAUGGAAAGCUCAGCGACGAAAAGCAGUUCGGUGGUGAUUUUAAACUUUAUUUCGAUCAGAGAGAUGCCGCACCUGGGAAGUCAUACAUAGCCAAUGUCGUAGACAAUAUGGAAGCAAGCAGAAAGGUCAUAAUCAUCCUAAGUAAUAACUACGUAUCUGACCCACGGUAUGAGUGCGAACUAGAUUAUGUUGUCAUGUUGAAGGCGAAAGGGGUAAUAGAAGAUUACAUCGUCGUGGCAAGUGAGUAUCUGAAAGUGAAACGGGUGCCGAAGAUUCUGCACCCGAUGAUGAGGAGCGAGAGGUACCUCCAGUGGGACGAUGGUGAUGAUGCAGUACAGACAAUUAAGGGGAAAGUGAAGGACUUCUUGGAGAAGCGUGAUUACUAUCCCUAGUUUAAUAACAGGAUUAUAGAUCAAACGUAGAAUGAUUACAUAUAAACACUGGCAAAACUUAUCGGUUCAAAGCGUCCUUCAUUCGUCGUCCAUAAACAAUCUUUGUUGUAGCUAUAUCUUGAGAAGUACUGAAAGGAAACUUAGUGAAAAAAAUAGCUUUAAUGUGUCAGAUCCGUUAUCCAUGUAAAAUAUUAAGUCGAUUUGGCCUAUUUAGAAAAAGGGUAUUUCAUGUUACGUCUGUAUAGCUGUACAGAUUUUUUUAAAUUCUGAGUUCAAAAGAAGUAGCAUAAAAAAGUUUCCCCUAGUUUCCAUGUAAUACAUAUUCAAAUGUUCGAAUUUUAGAUUGAUAAGAAAAAAAUCCACUAAGCAACUAUCUUGGAUUUUCACAUUUGAAAAUUCUGAUGACAGGAGGAGGAUGUCCCUCGCUAUACUUAAUUGUGUAUGUUUAAUUCAGAGACUAAUUGAAACACAAAGAACCAAUCAAGAUCAUUUAACAUUGGGUGCCAAGAUCCCUCUGGGGUUGUUUGUAUGAAUAUAAUCGAGUCUAAUUGUACCAUUCAGAUCUAUCAGAGUUACUAUAGCGAUACCUUGACAGAGGAUUUGGGGAAGAAUAGAUCGUAUCAAAGGGAAACAGUUUGAUCACGCGUCACGUAUACGAUUUGGACACUAAAACAUAUACAAACGAAAUUGGUUAACAAAUCGAUAAUAUUUUACUUUGUUCUUCAGAUUUCUAUAAUCACAAUGGCUGUUGGAGAUUUCCAAACACAUCACGUAGUCAAGUCGUUUUUGUCAUUUCAUCAUCUCCGUGAUACCAUCCUUCCUUUGAUACCAUCAUCUCCGUGAUACAUUCUUUCUUUGAUACCAUCAUCUCCGUGAAAAACAUUCUUUCUUUGAUACCAUCAUCCCCGUGAUACAUCCUUUCUUUGAUACCAUUCUUUCUUUGAUACCAUCAUCCCCGUGAUACCAUCCUCUCCGUGAUACUAUCCUCUCCGUGAUACCAUCCUUUUUUUGAUACCAUCAUCUCCGUUAUACAUUCUUUCUUUGAUACCAUCAUCCCCGUGAUACAUCCUUUCUUUGAUACCAUUCUUUCUUUGAUACCAUCAUCCCCGUGAUACCAUCCUUCCUUUGAUACCAUCAUCUCCGUGAUACCAUCCUUUCUUUGAUACCAUCAUCUCCGUGAUACCAUCAUCUCCGUGAUACCAUCCUUUCUUUGAUACCAUCAUCUCCGUGAUACCAUCAUCUCCGUGAUACCAUCUUUUUUUUGAUACCAUCAUCUCCGUUAUACAUUCUUUCUUUGAUACCAUCAUCCCCGUGAUACAUCCUUUCUUUGAUACCAUUCUUUCUUUGAUACCAUCCUCUCCGUGAUACCAUCCUUUCUUUGAUACCAUCAUCUCCGUGAUACCAUCAUCUCCGUGAUACCAUCAUCUCCGUGAUACCAUCCUUUCUUUGAUACCAUCAUCUCCGUGAUACCAUCAUCUCCGUGAUACCAUCCUUUCUUUGAUACCAUCAUCUCCGUGAUACCAUCCUUUCUUUGAUACCAUCAUCUCCGUGAUACCAUCCUUUCUUUGAUACCAUCAUCCCCGUGAUACCAUCCUUUCUUUGAUACCAUCAUCUCCGUGAUACCAUCAUCCCCGUGAUACCAUCAUCUCAGUGAUACCAUCAUCUCCGUGAUACCAUCCUCUCUUUGAUACCAUCAUCCCCGUGAUACCAUCAUCUCCGUGAUAUCAUUAGACGCGGUGACUUAGUUAUAUUCCAGUGUAAAUCGUUAAGUAAUUAUCAAUAGUUAUAGGACUUAGUUUUAGAUAUAGAUUAUUGAAAAUAUACUUUUAUGCAUUUUCAAUUUAUGAUCUCGAUAUCCGUCAUAUUUCGUCGGAGACGUGAACUUUAAACAUGAAUGUAUCAUGUAUUUUUGUCAUAAUAAUAAUUUGCUAUUUUGCUAUAAGAUACAGAAGAAAGUAACAUCCCAGGUUCAAUUAUUUUGGUUGAUUUCGAAAAGUAUUCGACUCAGUGUCAUGGCAGUUCAUAGAAAAAGCAAUUGAUUUUUUUUUUUUUUUUUUUAAAUUUUGGACCAAGUAUAAAACAGUUGAUUAAAACUCUUACAAAACAUACAUCUUCAGCUAUAUUGCAAAAUGGCUUCCUUUCAAACUUUGUUACAUUGUAUAGAGGCUGCAGGCAAGGGGACCCUGUAUCUCCAUAUAUCUUCCUCAUUGUUAUAUUUUAUAUAUAUACAGUGUUGAGAUUUAUAUCUGGUCAUGGAUUUACUUAAUUCUAGCCAAUAUAUUUGCAUUUGUUUAUUUUAUUAUAUGUGCAUGGAUACUUUUUUUUCCAGAAAACUUUGCUAUUUAUCAUUUAUUGAUCAUCUUCGAUGUUAUUGAUAGACUGGGUGAGAGGAGUGUAAGUUGUUUGUGUUAUUGUUAUGUGGUAAUGUUGAUGUGAGAGAGUACGAGAUGUGUAACAUGUGUCGUGUGGCGAGUGAGAGCCCCCC